Messenger RNA from Schistosoma spindalis, 1222 nucleotides. The record is from the annotation of a GenBank genome assembly. NCBI's taxonomy places the organism in Eukaryota, Metazoa, Platyhelminthes, Trematoda, Strigeidida, Schistosomatidae.
GAUUUAGCAUAGAAGGUGAUGGUGGAUGAUGUGGAUAGUUCUAAUACAAAUCUGUCGCUCGUAGAAGAACAUUCUUCAACACAAAUAAGAUCAAGUUUAAGUUGUGAUAGCCCACAAAACAAACCUAAUAAUAAAACUUGGAGCAGUUCACUGAAGUGUUCUGUUUCGUGUACUUCUUUAUUACCGGUUUUCAGCAUACCUUCAGAAAAGAGUCCUUCUUCGUAUGUCUACCGCACAGAUGGUGCUGAGCGUGGACUGUGUGUUGUUUUUUCAGUUGAUAAAUUUGAUCCCAUACUUUGUUUACCACCAAGAAAUGGCUCUUUGAUUGAUAUACAAAACAUUAAGAGAGCUUUUUCGAGCCUCGACUUUAGAGUCAUAGUGCAUUCAAAUCCGACAUCCGCAAGUUUAUUUUCUUUAAUCCAAACAAUCUCAACACAAAAUCUACGUGACCAUGAUUGUUUCGUUUGUGUAAUUCUUUCUCAUGGUGAUGAGGGUGGAUUAAUAUACGCAACAGAUGGUUCUAUUCCCGUGGAUCGUAUCAUCGCUCCAUUUCGUGGAGAUCAAUGUUUGGAUUUAAGAGGCAAGCCAAAACUAUUCUUUAUCCAAGCAUGCCGUGGAAUGGCACUUGAUGACGGUGUAUUUGUUUGUGAUGGACCUCUAUCUAAUAGUAAAUUUGCGGAUGCUGCUACAACAACAAGACGAAUUCCAGUUGAGGCAGAUCUUUUCAUUGCCUAUGCAGUCCAACCAGGUUAUUAUGCUUUUCGUAACUCCGUCAACGGUUCUUGGUUCAUACGGGCCCUAUCUGAUGUCCUACUUCGGUAUGGAAAUACUUUAGAUUUGUUGAGUAUCAUGACACGUGUGAACUAUGAUGUUGCUUUUGAAUACGAGUCAACUGCAGCCAAUCCCUCAUUCUGCGGCAAGAAGCAAAUGCCAUCGUUUGUGUCUACUUUGACAAAACACGUCAUCUUUCCACCAAAAAAACUUAGAAACACUUCGAAACUUUUGUAAAGUUUUAAAGCAAAGCAACUAACUGAUGGAUAUAUUUACUGAAAUUUCUCAAAUUCGAAACAAGAAAAUAACGUGAUAUAAUUUUCUUAUGGUGAAAUCCAGAGAAACAAUCUUCUAUACUUUAAAUGAUAUUUUCUCUAAAUUCCAUAUCUCUUGUGAAGUACGUGUUGAAAAUGAUAGUCAUCUAAUAUUUUGAACAAUCUCUUAUUUGAUC